Messenger RNA from Oncorhynchus kisutch (coho salmon), 4431 nucleotides. Its product is annotated as early growth response protein 1-like. The record is from RefSeq and is a predicted model, not a curated record. Gene Ontology annotation, biological process: regulation of transcription by RNA polymerase II. The transcript is spliced from 2 exons. Gene Ontology annotation, molecular function: DNA-binding transcription factor activity, RNA polymerase II-specific; RNA polymerase II cis-regulatory region sequence-specific DNA binding. The coding region runs from base 538 to 2055 and encodes 505 amino acids. NCBI's taxonomy places the organism in Eukaryota, Metazoa, Chordata, Actinopteri, Salmoniformes, Salmonidae.
CUGCGCAGGAAAGAGAGCCCUCAGUGCCCAGAACAUUUAACGUAAGAGCAGGAUAGACAUACUCACACACAUACUGCGCUAUCUCCCUAUCCGAAAGCAUUUGACAGAGAAAGUAGGAGUGAAUUCAAAACAACAACAACAACAACAACAACAACACAUUAUCCAAAAGGGCAGCACCCUAGUUGGAUUCAACCAGUGAAAAAACCCAACAUAUAUUAAUGAUUAUUAUUAUCAUCUGUUUUAGGGAAUGAGUAAAAGGGACACAUCUGAUCUGAACAAUAUUUUCUGAUAGAAAAUUUUAAAAAAAGUGGAUUUUACUCGUCUUGGACAAAAGGAAGAAAAAUAGAAGAAGACUUUUGAAGAACCAGAAGAAAGAGUGAAAGAAACAGAAGAGAAGAUAUCCUCAUCCUCAGCAGCAGUAGCAGUCUGACCCUGCUCUCUGAGGUGGACUGGUGAUUCCACUCUGCCCAGCCUCGCUGCACUCAUUUUCAGCCUCCAGCACAGCCUCAGGCCCCUACAGGUCCACUUCUCUGGAGGAUGGCUGCAGCCAAGACAGAGAUGCUCCUUCCAGCCCUGCAGAUUUCAGACCCCCUCAGCUUCCCCCAUUCUCCCAUGGAUAACUACCCCAAGCUGGAGGAGAUGAUGAUGCUGAGCUCCGCUGGGACCCCCUUCCUCUCUGCAUCAGCGCCCGAGGGAGCAGGCUUCGGAUCGGGGGAGCAAGGAGAGCAAUAUGACCACCUUGCUGGAGAUACGUUACCUGAUAUCUCCAUGAACUGUGAGAAGUCGAUGGGCGAGCAGAGCUACUCUACCCAGCGGCUGCCUCCCAUCUCCUACACUGGCCGCUUCACCCUGGAGCCAGCCACCAACUGCAGCAACAGCCUGUGGGCCGAGCCCCUGUUCAGCCUGGUCAGCGGGCUGGUGGGGAUCAACACCCCUUCCACCUCUGCCCCGCCCUCCUCCGUCUCUCAGACUGGCACCUCUUCCUCGUCCCCGUCCUCUAUCUCUUCCGUCACCAUUUCCUCUCAGAGCUGCAGUCUGAGCUGCUCUGUCCACCACAGUGAGAAUAUCCCCAUCUACUCAGCUGCUCCUACGUACUCCAGCACCAGCUCUGACAUCUUCUCUGACCAGGGCCAGGGCUUCCCUCUACCCGCGGGGGGGUCGCUCCAGUACCCCCCGCCAACCUACUCCAAUGGAAAGACGUGUGGCUCCAGCUUUCCUGUGCCCAUGAUCCCUGACUACCUAUUCCCCCAGCAGCAGGGGGAGAUAAGCCUGCUACAGGAUCAGAAGCCCUUCCAGAAUGGGUCUGGCCAGCCCUCCCUCACUCCCCUGUCCACCAUCAAAGCCUUUGCCACCCAGACGGGCUCCCAGGACUUGAAGAGUGUCUACCAGUCCCAGCUGAUCAAGCCGAGCCGCAUGCGCAAGUACCCCAACCGUCCCAGCAAGACACCGCCCCAUGAGAGGCCUUAUGCCUGCCCUGUGGAAACGUGCGACCGCCGUUUCUCCCGCUCCGAUGAGCUGACGCGCCACAUCCGCAUCCACACGGGCCAGAAGCCCUUCCAAUGCCGGAUCUGCAUGCGCAACUUCAGCCGCAGCGACCACCUGACCACGCACAUUCGCACGCACACUGGCGAGAAGCCCUUCCCCUGCGAGAUCUGUGGGCGCAAGUUCGCCCGCAGCGAUGAGAGGAAGAGGCACACCAAGAUCCACCUGAGGCAAAAGGACAAAAAGGCGGAGAAGGGCAGGGUGGCCGGGGCGGUGGCAGAGGCACCAGUAUCAGCCCCCUCCUCAGUCUCCUCUUACCCCUCUCCAGUCACAUCCUGCUACUCCUCUCCAGUCCACACCUCGUACCCCUCUCCCUCAAUCGCCACCUCGUACCCCUCUCCCUCCAUCGCCACGACCUACCCCUCUGUCUCCAUGUCCAUGUCUAGUAGUUUUCAGUCCUCCAUGGUCUCCUCCUUCCCCUCCUCCGUAGCCUCCAUCUACUCCUCUCCGGUCCCCACCCCGCUAUCAGACAUGCAUUCCACACUCUCCCCAAGGACAAUCGAGAUCUGCUAAACAAGAGAAAAUAUACUUUUUAUUCUUUCCUCCUCCUCCCCACCACACAGUACAGUCUCUUUGAGGGGAGAAAUCAGCAUCAAAAGACAUAUUCCCCUUCUGAAAAGCACUUCUCUGCCUGCUCCCUCUGCAAGCUCUGUUCAGUGCUCAAUCCUCAGAUUCACCCGAAGAAGAGAUUAAAACACAGGUCAAGGACCGGGCAAAGACAAUAUAGAAUAGGAGAAAGGAGUUUCUCCUCUCAGUUGGUAAAGCAAAUGCAGGGCUUAAAACGAGGCAUAUGAGACUUUCUCGAGCCAUAGUUGAAACAGGUAAAGACCGGUUGGUCGUUCUUAUGAGUGAAAACAUAGAGACAGACAGACAAACUGAACAUCCAGUCGUCCUGUAACUAAGGCACUAAGAGACAGACAAACUGAACAUCCAGUCGAGCUGUAACUAAGGCACCAAGAGACAGACAGACGGACAGAACAUCCAGUCGAGCUGUAACUAAGGCACUAAGAGACAGACAGACGGACAGAACAUCCAGUCGAGCUGUAACUAAGGCACUAAGAGACAGACAGACGGACAGAACAUCCAGUCGAGCUGUAACUAAGGCACUAAGAGACAGACAGACGGACAGAACAUCCAGUCGAGCUGUAACUAAGGCACUAAGAGACAGACAGACGGACAGAACAUCCAGUCGAGCUGUAACUAAGGCACUAAGAGACAGACAGACGGACAGAACAUCCAGUCGAGCUGUAACUAAGGCACUAAGAGACAGACAGACGGACAGAACAUCCAGUCGAGCUGUAACUAAGGCACUAAGAGACAGACAGACGGACAGAACAUCCAGUCGAGCUGUAACUAAGGCACUAAGAGACAGACAGACGGACAGAACAUCCAGUCGAGCUGUAACUAAGGCACUAAGAGACAGACAGACGGACAGAACAUCCAGUCGAGCUGUAACUAAGGCACUAAGAGACAGACAGACGGACAGAACAUCCAGUCGAGCUGUAACUAAGGCACUAAGAGACAGACAGACGGACAGAACAUCCAGUCGAGCUGUAACUAAGGCACUAAGAGACAGACAGACGGACAGAACAUCCAGUCGAGCUGUAACUAAGGCACUAAGAGACAGACAGACGGACAGAACAUCCAGUCGAGCUGUAACUAAGGCACUAAGAGACAGACAGACGGACAGAACAUCCAGUCGAGCUGUAACUAAGGCACUAAGAGACAGACAGACGGACAGAACAUCCAGUCGAGCUGUAACUAAGGCACUAAGAGACAGACAGACGGACAGAACAUCCAGUCGAGCUGUAACUAAGGCACUAAGAGACAGACAGACGGACAGAACAUCCAGUCGAGCUGUAACUAAGGCACUAAGAGACAGACAGACGGACAGAACAUCCAGUCGAGCUGUAACUAAGGCACUAAGAGACAGACAGACGGACAGAACAUCCAGUCGAGCUGUAACUAAGGCACUAAGAGACAGACAGACGGACAGAACAUCCAGUCGAGCUGUAACUAAGGCACUAAGAGACGUUUUAUGUAUAUUGUACUUGUGCCAUGUUUUGUAAUUUUUUUCUAUUAUUUGGUACCAUUGAUGUGAAAAACAUAUUUGCAUAAUUGCAUUGUAUUAUUUGAAGUGAGCAGGGCCAUAUUUUGAAUUCUAAUACUUUCUCUGUAGUGAUGACGAUGAUGUGAUACGUUUUUGACUUUGUUUGAUGACGAAAUAAUUAUGCACUUAAGUAUUCCAGCAUGUGUUAAGAGUGAUGUUAGUUUCAAUUGUUUUGUAAAUAUCAUCCACUGGUACUAUCUUUCUCUUGCUCACAUCAUGUGACAUAUCAGUCUGUUAUGUGGACAAAAAAAACUUUACGUAAAAAAAAAAAUCCCAAAACCAAACCACCGUUCCUGUUUCUGGUGCCAUUUUGUGACGCCUUGCUGAUGCUUUGACACGUCUGCGUGCAAGAGAAGAUGCGUUGUGUCUCGCCUUAAGGGUUGAAGGGGUCGUUUUGUUACAGAAUGUAAGUCGUGCUCAGACUCUGAAGAAGUACAGAAAGGGGCGUGAUGACACGAGGACACUGCUUCAUUUCUUUAGCACGGAAGCAAAAGAGAGAAAUUAUAAACUAUAUUUUUGUAACUACAAGUGUAAAUAUCCACGACUUCAAGUUGGAAUGUUGUACUUACCUACUGAGUAGGCAUGGGAUUCUUUUGUAUGUUAUAUACAUGCGGUUCAUUAUUUUAUGGUUUAUCCUUAUUUUGUAUUUGUGUUUGUUAAACCAAGUGACUGUUUCUGGCUUCUCAACACAUUGAAUGCGCUUAACUGCCAAUGGGAUAUUUGGUGUACAAGAUAUCCUCCCAGAAAUGAAAUAUGAAUAAAAUAUAAAUAUAUGUAUA